Molecule: messenger RNA, 1859 nt
Organism: Rhinichthys klamathensis goyatoka
Lineage: Eukaryota; Metazoa; Chordata; Actinopteri; Cypriniformes; Leuciscidae
Gene: sh3glb2b
Product: SH3-domain GRB2-like endophilin B2b
Exons: 12
Coding region: 99-1307 (402 amino acids)
Biological process (GO): membrane organization
Cellular component (GO): cytoplasm; membrane
Molecular function (GO): protein binding
Source: RefSeq, a predicted model, not a curated record
CAUUGUCGAUUCAGCCUCAUCCUGCACAGUCGAUCCUGUUGCAGGGACAACCAACAAGCUGAUGUUGCUGAAACGCACACAGUGAAAACGCUGACACUAUGGAUUUCAAUGUCAAGAAACUAGCGUCGGAUGCAGGCGUCUUCUUCACUCGUGCUGUUCAGUACACAGAGGAGAAGCUUGGCCAGGCAGAAAAGACUGAGUUAGAUGCGCAUCUGGAGAACCUGAUCGCUCGAGCAGACUGCACCAAAAACUGGACCGAAAAGAUCUUCAGACAGACCGAGGUGCUGCUUCAACCCAACCCAAGUGCCCGUAUUGAAGAGUUCUUCUAUGAGAAAUUAGACCGAAAGAUCCCAUCCAGAACCACCAAUGCAGAGCUGCUGGGACAGUAUAUGCAGGAUGCUGCAAAGGAAUUUGGGCCAGGAACUCCAUAUGGCAGUACUUUGAUCACUGUUGGAGAGUUUCAGAAGAGGUUAGGUGGAGCAGAGCGGGAAUUCUUACAUACAUCAGCCAUCAAUUUCCUCACACCUCUGAGGAACUUUCUAGAGGGUGACUGGAAAACGAUAUCUAAAGAGAGAAGACUGCUUGAGAACCGGCGCCUUGACCUAGAUGUUUGCAAAGCUCGACUCAAGAAAGCAAAGUCAGCAGAGGCCAAGGCUGCUGCUGCGCCUGACUUUCAAGAGACUAGGCCACGCAAUUAUGUUCUGUCCGCCAGUGCAUCUGCGCUCUGGAGUGAGGAAGUUGAUAAAGCAGAGCAUGAGCUGCGUGUGGCUCAGACUGAGUUUGACAGGCAGGCAGAGGUGACACGCCUCCUGCUGGAGGGCAUCAGCAGCACACAUGUUAACCACUUGCGUUGUCUGCAUGAAUUUGUGGAGGCACAGGCUGCUUAUUACAUACAGUGUCACAAGCACAUGCAGGACCUUCAGAAAGAGCUGAGCAGUGCAAACGGAGAUACGUUUCCUAAUGCUUUUGCUGUGAAUGCCUCCACAUCAGGGGUGUCGACAGGCCCUUCUCCCCUUUCCAUUGCAACUCUACCUGGGCCUUCUUCACCUAGUCGUCCCCCAAACCCCUCCAAUGCCCUUGAGUCCAGCACCCUGAAGAUUGAGGAGGUGAAGCCUCCCGCCACUGGCACUCGCAAGGCCAAAGUGCUGUAUGACUAUGAUGCUGCAGAUACAAGUGAACUUUCCCUUCUCUCUGAUGAGCUGAUUACGGUGUACACGGUGCCCGGAAUGGACCCGGACUGGCUUAUUGGAGAGCGAGGCAACCAGAAAGGCAAAGUGCCUGUCACAUACUUGGAGCUCCUAAGCUAGACGCCUCAUCUUCUCCACAAAUGCAAAGGCACACUCAAUUAUGCAUGAACAAAUACUCAAGCACUCCUGAACACUGAAUUUACCUGGUUUCUUACUAUUUAGUUUUUUUUUGUUUUGUUUUUAUACCUAGAUUUACAUUUAGGUCUGUCUUGUUCUGAUGUUACUGUGCAGAAAUAUGUUGUAUUAUUUUUUAUGCCCUAGUUCUGUCUGUGUGUAUGUUGUUUCAUUUGGACACAAUCCUGAAUAAGGCAUUUCUUAAAAUAACUGAUUUUAUUUGUGACUGCUAGAUUUCUAUGAAGUCUUUCUUCCCCUCAAAGUGAAGAAAACAAACCGAAAAGCUUUGUGUUUGAGCUGGAUGGAAGUUUGUGUGUGUGAUCAUGUUCUGAAGACACUAAACAUCUAGACUUUGCUUCUUUGCAUGUUGUCUCACUCAUCAAGCUUAUAUGGUGGUCUUGGUUUGAUAUCAGCGUGUUUGAUUCCGAAAGAGGCAUUUUUGUGUUUUGUCAAUGAUUGACAAGAUUGUAAAGGUAUUAGGUGUGGUUAUGAUGUACA